AUGUCAAUCUCUUUAUGCCUCCUGGGCUUGUUCCCAGCGGCCUUCGGUGCAACGAUGCUGAUGAAUGGCCUCCAAUCCCGCGUUUUUCCCAGCAGCAUGCCGACGUCCUGCAUGGCAGCCUUCAACGCAAGCCUAGACUGCGACUCGUCCGUUCAAUAUCUAUACAAGCAGCACGGUUGGGUAGAGGGCGGUUGGCAGGAAUCGAACCUGACCCGCCUCUGCACGGACAGUUGCAGAUCGUCUCUCCAAAGUCUCCGCACCCAGGUGGACGCGGCGUGCGCGAGCUGGUCAACAACAGCAGACGGACUCGCAGUCAGCGCCUCCGGCAUGGUUGAUUUCUAUCUCUACAAGUAUAACGUCACAUGUCUUACCGAUGGGUCGUCGUUCUGUCUGUUGGAGCAGGAUGACUGGACGCUGCAGGCUCUGGAGGCGAAGGGCAAUGACCCUGAAUACGGGACUAAUGCUGUUGACGAGAACGGCACAGUCAUUCUACCCUACCAAGACCCGCCCCCGGCAAAUGUCGAAUACUCGGUGAAUCUUGGAUAUGCUUCCCUCGACUACUGGUACAACCGCACCGAGCCCUUGACUGACCGCGGCUGGACAAACACCUCGAUCCUUGAAUACGACGAGUACCCGCUCGAGAUCCAGUGUUCGACGUGCUUUCUUGAGCGGUUCAAACUGGGCUUUAGUAGCCAGUUCGGCGAGGGAUAUGACGAUGUGACCGAACAGGUCUGGCACAACAUGCAGCAGAACUGCAAGCUGGACGAGGAGCUCUAUGUACAUCCUAACCUCAAUGAGACAGGCCCUUGGGAUGCCGACCGCCCAGAAAUCAUUUGGACAGUCGAGGCGCCCUGCGACCGAACAACCACCCUGUCGAUUGCCCCCGGCGAGAUGGUAACAUGCCAGGAUCUGGGUCUAGCAGAGAGCGUCCCAUCCAGCUCAAUUCCGUCCCUGAACUACGAUGCUAAGUGCGACAUACCCCUGUCAAACGGAACGUACUGUCUCCCCGAGCCCUGUGACAUUGCGGUGAUCGCGAACGAUACGUCGGCACCAAUUCUACUGCAGAGCGAGACAUACCAGAACAUCACAAUGGUGCAGUUUGUCUCCUGGAACCCGGAUGUCGAUCUGAAGAAUCUAUUCAUGGGUGAUACCAUUUGUGUUGGGCGAGUAGAACCUGUAUCGGCCCUGCUAUCGGUUCAAACUGUUAACAUGAGCAGCCCCCCAGGAGGCAUCUACACCCCUUCCAGCACCACCGUGGGCGCCGCAUACCCAACCUCCUUUACGACAACAGCAAGCCCAUCCGCGCCAACAGCAACGGACACAAUCGCGAACUGCGGGCUGUACUACACCGUCCAACAAGGCGAUAUCUGCGACGACGUGACGCUGCGCUUCUCGUUAACCCUGGCACAGCUCAUUGCGAUGAACCCAUCAAUUGACGAAGAGUGCUCGAAUCUGCUUUAUGGUGAGCACUGCACCGUGGCAACCGAAGGACUUGCUUACAUGAGUUGUGGGACAGGAUUUGAUUACUGCGUUGCACCUGUCCACGGGCCAGUUACGUCUACAGCGAUCCCUACGACAACCACCAGUGACGGCGGAGGCACGACAACAUCAACCACAGUCACAGCACCGACCGAGACACGAACCGGAACAACAGAGACAUGCUACGAGUGGUAUAUCGCCGUCGCAGGCGAUUCGUGCUGGUUGAUCUACACCAAAUACGGCAUCACAUUUGCGCAGUUCCGCCAGUGGAACGCGGUCAUUGACGACGAGUGCAGCAACCUCUGGCCAGACUACGCAUACUGUGUCUCGGGGCCCAAGUACAGAUAA
This is a messenger RNA of Aspergillus mulundensis, 1827 nucleotides long. RefSeq lists its product as uncharacterized. The transcript is spliced from 5 exons. NCBI's taxonomy places the organism in Eukaryota, Fungi, Ascomycota, Eurotiomycetes, Eurotiales, Aspergillaceae. The record is from RefSeq and is a predicted model, not a curated record. Bases 1 to 1827 code for a protein of 608 amino acids.